Messenger RNA from Ziziphus jujuba (common jujube), 1847 nucleotides. RefSeq lists its product as uncharacterized. The transcript is spliced from 3 exons. The record is from RefSeq and is a predicted model, not a curated record. The coding region runs from base 512 to 1618 and encodes 368 amino acids. NCBI's taxonomy places the organism in Eukaryota, Viridiplantae, Streptophyta, Magnoliopsida, Rosales, Rhamnaceae.
UAGCGCGCAGUAGAUAGACACCCUGAAGCAUCCAUUCCAGCCUCCCUGCCUCUCUCUCUCUCUCUCUCUCUCUCUCUCUCUCUCUAUUUAGCGCCUAACCGGCGGUGUUAGUGGGCAGAGCACGAGCUCUUCGUCCCUGCGCUCCUUAUAAUUGAGACCAAAAUGUUUUCCCGCUUACGCUCUUUAAAUCCGAAAUUCUAAUCCAGUGACGUCAGACUUCGAUCUUUUAAUAUCAAAUUUUGUUGGGUUUCUUCUCACUCUCUCCCUCUCACAAGGGGAUAGUGAAAAUGGAGCCCGUAGCGUUUGUGACAGACAAAUUCAAAGGUUUCGCAAGAUGGAGCCAAGACUUGGUCGACGGCCUCUUUUAUCGGCGAGGUGAAACUUCUUCUCGUCGCAAUCCGGUGUAGCAAUUUUCCUAAGUAUAUGCUUCGUUUACAACUCUUCCACUCUAUGAUAUGAUUUCCAGAUUGAUAUACUGAAGCGGUUGCAGAGAGAAUCGUUUUCAGAUUUGAUGAAACUGAGGGACAGACAAGAUAAGGUGGAGCGGAUGCUGACCUUCUAUGGAUCUUCCAAGGGAAGUCCAUUUCACGAAGCCAGCACUCUUGUAAGGGGACAAGUGGAUCUCUUAGGGGCUUUGUUGUUGACCGAUAAUGUUGAUCUUCAGGACCGUGACCUACUUGGUCAAGAAGGAAUCAGAACUGGAAUUCAUUCAAGGUUUACAUUUGAAGCAACUUUUAGGGAGAAGGAUACUCUGGCUGUCGAAUUUGUGAGCUCUCAAAACCAUAAGAAUAAUGUUGAUCAUCUCUCAGGAAGCCCACUUUCUUUGGCAAAAGUGUUCUAUAUGGCCAAUGCUACUGACUGGUUAUCUGCAUUUGCGAUCCCAAUGGGAGCUCAAUGCUGGGACGUUGCAACUGUUACAAACCCUUCCCACCAGGAAAAGGGGCUUACUGAUGUUUCAUCUUCUGGACCGCCCCUUUUGAAUCAGUAUAAUGGUAGUGCGAUUGGCCUGAUGGUGAAGAAAUCGAACGUGGUUGCUUCAUUGGCUCAGUUUGUUUCUGAACUGGAAAUACGACAGAGCUCUGAUAGAGUCGGGCAUUGUUUCAGCACUUUUGGGCAAGUUGUAUGUCAACUUCCCAAAGGGAUAAAUCUCUCACUUCUGGGACUCCUCCAAGUGCCUAAAUUCUCAUAUAAACGUGGAAAUCAUGGAGCACUUACCUUUUCAUUUGGAGGAUUCAAACAUGAAAAUGCCCCUGGCAUAAGUCCACCCGUUGGAACAAACUCACUCGAAAAUGUCUCAACUGGAUCCAUUGCUCUAAUGCUAGAUUCUGAAAUUGAUGAAAUCCCAAAGAUUGGAGGUUGGAUUGAGAUGAACAAUUCAAAUCCUAAGUAUCUACAGUUUGCUGUGACUAUGUCCGAUGAUUUUGAAGAUUCACUGGGAUGGGGAAUGAGGUUCAGCGGAAUGAUUGAAAGACUCUCAAAUUGCGAUCACUUUCGGUUUGAUUCCUACUUGAAAUUGAAAUUUGGCAAAAGAUUCAUUAUAAAGCCGGGUAUUACUUGCAUAAAGGAUGGAAAUGCCAAAACAGCCGCCUUUAUGCUUCGAUCUAAUUGGUCGCUUUAGUCACCAUCUUUUCAAAUAUCUUCAGGAUGGUUAUCAUUUUGUUAGUUGACCAUUUUGUAUGCAAGGUCGCAGUUGGUCCACCUGGUAAAAAACAUUGUUUCCUGGUAUAUAGAUACCGCAGUAUUUGAUCUCUCUCUAUGUUGGUAUGAAGAAAUGAGUCCCAAGUACUGUUUUGCUAUUGUUUUGAAGCCAAUGGAGGGAGAAAUAUAAGUAUCCAAAAUUUCAAAUC